UUUUUUUUUUUACCCUAUUCAGUCUUUCUCUUUUAUUUUUUUCUAUUUCAUAAUGGAAGAGAAUUCAAACAUGAAACAAACAGAUGAUAUAAUUGAGGAGUUUGAUGAGAAAGUGAAGGUCAUUUCACAACUUGAUGAUGAGGAUGAACAAGAAUUUAAAAAUAAUCAAAAACAAGAGCAGUUUAAUAGUAUAAAAGUCAAUGAUGUAAAAGAAAUGGAACAUAUUUUUAAUCAGUUUAUUGAUGAGAAUAAUAAUAAUUACCAUUCAGAGAUGAUGAGAAGGCCUUCCUUUGCAAAUGAAUUAAAGAUUGAUACCCCGUUACAGCAGCAACAAGAAAUACCUUUUGACUUUAAUCGAUUUUUGGAUCAAAUGAAGAAUAAAAGUUCAAAGCCAAUUACACGAUAUUUUAAGAGCUUUUUACAAGCAUUUGAUCGUAGAGCUUGGACAGUGAAUGAGCAAAUUAAGAUCAUUCAAGACUUUCUUGACUUUAUUUAUGUUAAAAUGAGAGAAUGUGAUGUUUGGAAAGAUAUGUCAGAACAAGAGUUUGGUAAUGCAAAAGAAGGAAUGGAAAAGCUAGUGAUGAAUAGAUUAUACCAUGUUACGUUUUGUCCUAAUACAACAGAUGAUAAAGAAAGAGACGAAAUUCUACAACAAAAGAUCAACAUCUUUAGAUGGGUUCGUGAAAAGCAUUUAGAUAUACCUGAAACUGAGUAUAAUGAGUCAUUUUUAACGUUUGCUGAAUCAGAAAUAUUAAAAAUGAAUAACUAUAAAUCACCAAGAGAUAAACUCAUUUGUAUUUUAAACUGUUGUAAAGUUAUAUUUGGUUUGAUUAAGCACGUAGAAGGAGAUGCUGGAGCAGAUAAAUUUUUACCUAUAUUAAUCUAUGUUGUUAUCAGAGCUAAUCCACCAAAACUAGUUUCCAAUGUUCAAUAUAUAUAUCGAUUUAGAAAUCCCGAGCAACUUCAAGCUGAAGCUGGUUAUUAUUUAACAAAUUUGAUGGGUGCUAUUUCAUUUAUAGAGACGAUGGAAGCUAAAUCAUUAUCUAUUUCAGAAGAAGAAUUUGACAAGAAUAUUGAAAGAACAAUGCUUGAAUUAAAAAAGGAAAGACCUCCCUCGAUGAUACAAGAUAAACAACAAAUUAGUUAUGAAAACACUUUGCAUCCCUCUUCAACUACUAACAAAGGUUAUCAUCAACAACAACCUUUACUUAUUGAUUCUGCUAAAGCAGCUGCUUUACUCGAAAGAGGAAGUCAAUUUGCACAAAAGACAAUGCAAAGACCUUUAAGUUUUGUUGGUAAAAUAUUUCAAGGUUUAAGUGAGAACAGAAUUGGUGAAAGCAGUAGUAGUUCUGAUGAAGAAGAUCGACACUACCAUCCACCUUUACCACCAAGACCCCCUCAUCAAAGACAAUUUGAAGAUAAUUUAGAGACCUUAAAUCAUAUGUUUUCUAAUGUAGAUAGUAGUGUAUGUUAUCUUGUUUUAACUGAAAAUGAAGGUGACUUGACAAAAUCAAUUGAUCACUUAUUGGAAAUAUCUGGAGGAGGAAAUGAUGAUCAUCUAAUAUCAUCAUCAGUAAUAACAAACACAUAAUAAACUAUAACUAUAUCAUUUGUUGUAAUUAGAAAAUAAAAUAAAAUAAAUAAAUAAAUACAAGUCCCGACUACAUAUUAUUUUAAUAAUAGUGGUGUUGUUUUAUUGU
Messenger RNA from Cokeromyces recurvatus, 1700 nucleotides. RefSeq lists its product as uncharacterized. NCBI's taxonomy places the organism in Eukaryota, Fungi, Mucoromycota, Mucoromycetes, Mucorales, Mucoraceae. Gene Ontology annotation, biological process: vesicle-mediated transport. Gene Ontology annotation, cellular component: cytosol; endocytic vesicle. The record is from RefSeq and is a predicted model, not a curated record. Gene Ontology annotation, molecular function: small GTPase binding; guanyl-nucleotide exchange factor activity. The coding region runs from base 53 to 1591 and encodes 512 amino acids. The transcript has 10 exons.